AUGGGCGAUACAGAACAGUCGAUCGAUGCCAAUGUGAUGGGAUCAAAUAAACGGAAGAAUGCGGUGAAAGAAAAGCCUUCAGCUUCGCCAUGCGGCUCUUCAAGCUCCGGAGAAAUUAGGGAUGACAGCGAUGGUGAAACUGAAGAUGUUGCUCGUGUAGCUCAACCGGAAGCUACGAAAAAUGGUUUUAUUGAAUAUCGUAGAAGGGAAGUUGAAAGAGAUUUCCACGUUAGUCGAGAACGUGAUGUCUCACAACAGUUUGAUCCAGAUAAUGAUUAUCGGCAUCCACAUUUAUCACCUGAACAAAUUUGCCUUCGCGUACGAAAAAUUCCAGCACCGGAUGUGCUGGUAGAACUUAGUGAUGUAGGCCUGCGUCAUUUGUUAUGCGACGUGCACGAAUUGGAUCGGGAGCAAAUUCGACUUUCCAACAAUCGUCGAAAAUUAUUGGAACAAAUGCGUCAGAUGCAUAAGCAAGAAAUAGGAUCGUUGCGAGAAUGUAUGGAAACAUUAAAGAGAUUGAUGAAUGAGCGUGGAAUGAAUUUACUGGCCACACAUAUUGGACAGGAUGUCAUGGAGUUUCUGCAUGAAAAAGAUCAAACUUUCAAUGCAGGAAAUAUGCCAUUGUCGACGAAGAUGCAGGCUCCGUCAUCAGAACCAUGCCGUGGUUCUUACGGUGUUUUUCCGAAGACUCAGAGCUUUGCACAGAAUUCGCUACCACCUAGACCACAUUUCGUUCCAGAGCGCUCCGGUGCUUUCACUUAUCCUCCAGUUGCAUCAACAGUUCCUGCACCAUUCAUUCUACCACCUCCAGAUUUCUCAGUUCCGCCACCAUUUCCAGCACACACACUGCAAGGAAAUGAUCAAGCAUUCGAGUGCCCUGGCACAUCGGCAAUUAACGCUCGUGAUGUCUCGGUAACUUCAUCAAUGAGCGCGCCUUCGUUAUGCGGUCCAGUUAUUGAAUCAGGAGCUCAGAAUCCAUUGAGAAAUAUGGCUUUAGUAAAUACAAAUGAACGGGCUAUAGAAAUUGCAAGCGCAUCGGACAGUCAUAUUCCACCUAACGGUACCGUAGGACCAGAAAAAAUUGGAAGACUGGGAUUUCGGCCAAAAAUAAAUCGUGAACUGGAUCAUCCAGGUAUGUUAUCAGGAAUUGCUCAACAACCGCCACAGCCACCAAUGAUGGGGAUGAUGAGAGCACAGCAACGUUUCGGGAUGCCACUAUUUCGUGAUAGUGUACCAAUUAUCGAUGGCAGUCGCGGUGCACCAUUUAUGGAUGAACGUGGAUUGCAAUUUCCGAAUAGCAGGAUUGUUUCGUUAUAUGAUGAUGGUCGAUUACCAUUUCAUGAAUAUGAACAUCCACAAGGUGAUGAAGCCAUCCGAAUUCGGCACGUGUGGAGCACACGGCCAUCAAUUACUCAGAGGAGGAUGUUGCAACCGGGAGUUUUCCGUGAUCGAAAGAGUCAGCGUGCUGUAGUUGGUGUGUCUGCUGGACGGACUUAUGGGGUGGAAAUACGUGACCGUUCGCGUUCUCCACGCGCUGGUUCAAAGUCGUUAAUUGCAAAUAGCAGUGAAACUGGUGCUACUACCACAACUACGCCAAAUGUUAAUGCAACUCAUGUGUCGUCAAAUAAUGACGUAGAAGAAAAUGUAAUAUUAGUUGAUGAAAACAGGGAACCAGGGACCGAUAAAAUUAGCCAAUGUUAA
Messenger RNA from Cercopithifilaria johnstoni, 1701 nucleotides. The record is from the annotation of a GenBank genome assembly. NCBI's taxonomy places the organism in Eukaryota, Metazoa, Nematoda, Chromadorea, Rhabditida, Onchocercidae.